Messenger RNA from Aspergillus japonicus CBS 114.51, 1107 nucleotides. Its product is annotated as alpha/beta hydrolase. Bases 1 to 1107 code for a protein of 368 amino acids. The transcript has 3 exons. Lineage: Eukaryota; Fungi; Ascomycota; Eurotiomycetes; Eurotiales; Aspergillaceae. The record is from RefSeq and is a predicted model, not a curated record.
AUGGUCGGGGCCUUUCUCCUGUCCUCUCUGGCUCUCCUUGCUGCAGGCUGCUUGGCUCUACCAUCGCAAGGGGCGUCAGCAUGCCGCGAGGUCAACAUCCCCAUCACCGUGAAUGAACCGCGAUUCAUCAUCAACACCACGAUCAAAAAUGAUUGGGAUGCAGCAUCAUUGGUGUUUAAUUUGACCCGACAUGACUCUGGCUCAUCCAACGAUCCCAUUCCAAUUUCUGGCACCACGAGUCCUGUGAAGAGCAACUACACCAUCGGCGGCACCCUCUGCGGCACGGGAGAAACCAUUCUGGUUCUCACACAUGGUAUCAUUGAGUCCAAAGCCUACUGGAAUCCUACAUUCGCUGGCUCCGAUCCAUACAACUUUGUCCAAGCCGCGGUGGCAGCCGGGUAUUCGGUGCUGAACUACGAUCGCAUUGGGGUUGGGUCAUCAUCCAAGGUUGAUGGCCUGUUCGAUGCUCAAUUCCAGGUCGAGACGGCAGUGCUGAAUGGCCUGGUGGACUAUGCUCGCCGACUCCCCCACGUUAGCAAGGUCGGGCUAGUCGGCCACAGCUACGGAAGCUAUCUGGCGGCCGCAUCGGCUGCCUCAAUCACAGUCGACGCCCUCGUGCUGACCGGCUUCAGCACCGCAUUUGACUAUUUUGGUUUCUUCUUGGCAGGGUCGCAUCUGCGCCAGGCGCGAACCUUGUCGCCCACUCGCUGGGGCAGGCUGGAUUCGGCCUACCUGACUGCAGGCGACCAAUACGCGGUGGCCUACUAUGGCUUCGCUGCUCCGCAUUUCGACUCCCAGGUGGCGCAGUGGGCAGCUACUGUCGAGGGCGAGCCCUUCGCGGUGGGUGAGCUUCCCUCCCUCCUGGCCUCCCCCGUUCAAUACUCCCGCAUCACUGCCCCUGUCUACCUCGUGCAGGGCCAGUUCGAUCUGUCGUCCUGUGGUGGCAAUUGUAAGGGACAAUUGGAGAACAGCCCGGCCACAUUCAACAGUUCGCAGGUAGUAAGCUGGGUGGAUGAUCUUCCUGCAGGCCACAACCUCAACUUUCACACGGUCGCACCUCAAGCCUUCCAGUUGAUUUUUGAAUUUCUCCACGCGCAGGGAUUGUGA